Molecule: messenger RNA, 1251 nt
Organism: Pseudovirgaria hyperparasitica
Lineage: Eukaryota; Fungi; Ascomycota; Dothideomycetes; Acrospermales; Acrospermaceae
Exons: 3
Coding region: 257-1018 (253 amino acids)
Cellular component (GO): cytoplasm; membrane
Source: RefSeq, a predicted model, not a curated record
UGCUAAUUCUGCUAACUCGGGGCGGGCGUUGGCGUUGCAGGGUGUUAUUAGGGGAAAACAAAACACGAGUCGUGCGCGACACGACUGCUGCCCCAUCAACCGCUUGUCCCUCGCUCGCCUCAUCACACUCCGCUUCACCAGCUCACCUUUAUACCUGUUGCCCACGUCGUCGCCAUUCGUGCGACUCCGAUCGUCUACACGCGCAUUAACGCCUCUGCUGCAUCCUGAGACCUGCGUCUGGCUCUCCAUCCCCGCAAUGUCGGUCAAACUCGAGAAAGAGACCGUCAAGACGACCGCAGGUGUCAAAGCUCCUGAUGUCAAGCAUGAGAGUAUUGCGCACGAACUUGGCGAGGCCCUCACCAAGGGUGGCGGCGUCAAUGGCUAUCUAGGUGCCUAUCUCCAACAGCUUCAGUCAAACCCUUUGCGCACCAAGAUGCUCACGUCUGGUACCCUCUCCGGUCUACAAGAAUUCCUCGCAUCUUGGAUUGCCAAAGAUCGCAGCAAGAAUGGAACAUAUCUCACUUCGAGAGUCCCCAAGAUGGCUCUUUACGGAGCCUUUGUCAGUGCUCCCCUGGGCCACUUCCUCAUCUCCAUCCUGCAGAAGAUCUUCCAUGGCCGGACCAGCUUGAAAGCAAAGAUAAUGCAAAUUCUAUUUAGCAACCUGAUUAUCUCCCCCAUUCAGAAUUCCGUAUACCUGGUCUUCAUGGCCAUUAUUGCGGGCGCUCGUACUUUCCAUCAAGUUAGAGCAACAGUCAAGGCUGGCUUCAUGCCAGUCAUGAAAGUCAGCUGGUGCACUUCACCCGUUGCCCUUGCUUUUGCGCAGAAGUUUCUCCCGGAGCAGACCUGGGUCCCAUUCUUCAACAUCGUCGCAUUCGUGAUCGGCACUUACAUAAACGCUCAUACCAAGAAGAAGAGAUUGGCUGCCCUGAGAAGGAAGGCAUACGGAGAUGGAAGGACCGAUGCCCGGACUAGUGGCAGACCCGGCGAUGAUUACGACAACAGACCUCGAUACGGCUAGGCGGUGCGAACUUGGAUGGUUGGCGGGUGGUGGCAAAGGUCUUGGAGUUAAGAGUUGUGCAUACCGAGCAUGAACUUAUGGUUGGUCUAGGGGCUGCGAUAGUAAUCUCACGACCAGGGCCGUGGGGAAUACUCAAGGCAAAUUGAUCGGACGGGGAACUGCAGAUACUCGGGAAAGAGCAUAGAAAUGUGUGAUAAAGAUAUAUCGCAUUUGUUGUGCAGCUUUUGCAGCAA